This is a messenger RNA of Salvia splendens (bonfire salvia), 489 nucleotides long. RefSeq names its product protein SPIRAL1-like 3. Bases 160 to 489 code for a protein of 109 amino acids. Gene Ontology annotation, cellular component: cortical microtubule, transverse to long axis. The record is from RefSeq and is a predicted model, not a curated record. Gene Ontology annotation, biological process: cortical microtubule organization. The transcript has 2 exons. NCBI's taxonomy places the organism in Eukaryota, Viridiplantae, Streptophyta, Magnoliopsida, Lamiales, Lamiaceae.
GCAAAUUAAAUGAUAUGGAAAUGUAUGGAGAAUGUAGUUUGGUCGCUCCAUAUACCACGCUACACCUCUCCUAUCGUAUAUUCUUAAAUCUUAACCUUAAAGCAAGUAUAGUAAAUUUAUUUUCAUCACAGUCCCAUCAUCAAAAUAUAUAUUCCAACAAUGGGCCGAGGCGUAAGUGCUGGGGGCGGCCAGAGUUCUUUAGGCUAUCUUUUUGGCAGCGGAGAGUCGGCGGCGGCGAACAAUUCAACUACUGAAGUUGGAGCUGAUGUUGAAUCAGAAUCUGCCUCACAAGAGGCUGCAUCUAUUGAUACAAAUAAAACAUCCGUCACUAACAACUACUAUCGAUCUGAUGGCCAAAAUUGCGGCAACUUCAUAACGGUACACAGACAAUGUGAAGCUUGGUUCUCAGAUCGACCAUCAACAAAGGUCCACGCCGAACCUGGCGGUGGCUCCUCCCUUAGUUAUCUCUUUAGUGAUGGCAAAAAGUGA